CAGUCGGUAAAGGAAGGAACACGGAAGUGCCAUCACAGCCAUCAGCAAACAACAAGACAACAAGACAAGUCAAAGAGCACACGAGCACGACGCCGAGCUCUCCGAGGCACUUUGACUUAUUUCACUUCACGUUGCAGCAAAAUGCCUGAGUUACAGACGGCAAGCAGGCGGAGGAUUGAGGCGGUGAACACCAGUGCAAGUGAUGGACUGGAGGGCUUCAAGGCGCACGCUGUCUUCCAGGAAAUCGACAAGAAGCUGCAGGAGGAAGGAGAGCAGUUUGUGAAAAAGAUCGGGGGAAUUUUUGCCUUUAAAGUGAAAGAUGGCCCAAACGGACAGGAGGCCACUUGGGUCGUGGAUGUGAAGAACGGCAAAGGCUGUGUUCACAAUGAUGCUGCUAAGAAAGCAGAUUGCACCAUUUCGAUGUCAGAUGCUGAUUUGUUGGCCUUGAUGACAGGGAAGAUGAACCCACAGACGGCGUUUUUCCAGGGCAAGCUGAAGAUCACAGGCAACAUGGGACUGGCCAUGAAGCUUCAAAACCUGCAGCUGCAGCCGGGCAAAGCCAAACUGUAGAUGAGACAUCGAGGUCAGCUGUAGGUAGACCUCGGUGCACUCAAUAGAAGUCACAUUUCUAUACCACAGACUUAGCCACUAAGAGUUUAACAAGACGACUGGUGUCAGAUAAGUAUUAAAGGUCUGCUCGACAACAACCACUCUCAUCACUGGACUGGAUCACUGUCCCUCUGGUAGACUCAAAGACAGCCUCACCAUCCUGGGGAUCCAUCAGCCUUGCCACUGUAACUGUGGAGAAAAGGAUAGAUGGACAGAUAAUCAAUUCACACUAAAGUCCUUGUCUCCCAGCCCCUCUCAUGAUAAUAAGUAGACUAGAGUAGAGAGAGGUGCUCCCUACUUUACAGUACUAAUUCAAUGAUUUGUUUUGUCUGAGGAAAUCUUUGAAACAUCCACAUUGAUUUUUGUCAUGUUUGUUUAACCUUUCUCUGCAAUUUUCCUUCUGUCCAUUGCUAAAGAAAUGUUUCUUCAAAUUAAUCAUGUCUUGUAAUAUUUUAAGAGCAGAUCAACGGCAAGAGUGCAAAUUCUCGCAGUCAAUUUGUGCAAUUACAGAGACAACGAAACAGCCAAGUGCCUUGUCUCAGGUUCGCAAUUUGCUGUAAGGUUUUUAACCGAGGGUAACACAACACCAUGGAUUUGUUUUCGCAGUCCGUCUUUAUUAAUAGAUAGGGUUGGAUCAACGUAAUUUGCUGCCGUGCUAUAACUAUUGUACGAAUCUAAACAGAUUUCUACUGAAUAAAGUUGUUUUUGCUGUAACAUAC
Molecule: messenger RNA, 1328 nt
Organism: Myripristis murdjan (pinecone soldierfish)
Lineage: Eukaryota; Metazoa; Chordata; Actinopteri; Holocentriformes; Holocentridae
Gene: scp2b
Product: sterol carrier protein 2b
Exons: 5
Coding region: 142-570 (142 amino acids)
Cellular component (GO): cytosol
Source: RefSeq, a predicted model, not a curated record